AUGGGCUUGGAAAAUACCAUUGCCUGGGAUAAAAACUCCCCAAGCCAAGAUCGUGCAAAGGCCAUGAUCUUUUUGUGCCAUCACAUCGAUGAGGCACUGAAAAUGCAGUAUGUCACGCUGGAAUCCCCACUCAAAUUGUGGGAGAGAUUAAAAGAAAGAUAUGAUCAUUUGAAGCUGACAUUGUUGCCGAGGGCACGGAGCGAAUGCAGCAGUAUCGCGAAUAGAGGCUUCCAGAAAUAUUCUGAGCUGAUCACCUGUCUUUUGCUGGCCGAACAAAAUAAUGAAUUGCUAUUGAAAAAUCAUGAAUCUCGGGCGACAGGUGCAAAUCCAUUUCCAGAGGCAAAUGCGAUACAGCCGGAAAAUCCGGUGCGUGGUCGUGGAAGGCCGUACAGACCUCAACAGAGGAUUAACACCGGGAGAAACAGAAAUAAUGACGAUGAAUGCACCUGGUGUGGAAUCAAAGGCCAUUGGGCCCAUGUUUGUCACACAGCUAGUCACUUGGCUGAACUGUAUCGGGCCUCAAAAGAAAGGCAGGGAAGAGUUGCUGCCGAAACAAACUAUGCUGCCCACAAUGACACAUUUGACGAUGUGAUGAAUGAAAAUAUCACGCACCUAGAUGCCGAUGAUCUGCUUGAUAUAGCUGAUGAUGUUAAAUGA
Andrographis paniculata is the source of this 657-nucleotide messenger RNA. RefSeq lists its product as uncharacterized. Gene Ontology annotation, molecular function: zinc ion binding; nucleic acid binding. The transcript is spliced from 3 exons. Lineage: Eukaryota; Viridiplantae; Streptophyta; Magnoliopsida; Lamiales; Acanthaceae. The record is from RefSeq and is a predicted model, not a curated record. Bases 1 to 657 code for a protein of 218 amino acids.